AUGAGUUAAUAAGAAAUUGAAUGUAGUACAGAUUGUAAAGGUAUUGGGCUAAAUACUGAAAAAAAAGAGAAAACUCAAAAUAGAAUAACUAUUGAUUAAAUACCUAAUAAAGGAUUAUCAAAUUGCUAUUGCCAACUUUCAAAAGGUCAAAAAUCAAAAUAAUGUCAAAGUAUGGGAAAAUGUAAAUAUAUUUUGGCAAAUGAAGAAAAUCAAUUGUUGGACCUCACUUUAUACAAAUUUUUUAACGAUAUAAGCAAUAGCCCCUCUAGUAUUGAAGCUAUAGCUUAUAAAAAAAUAAUUCAUUGCAUACGAGAUUUUAAUUCGAUCAAAGAUUAAAAUGCUGAGUUGAACCUGAAACUUAAAUUAAUCAAUAAAGCCUUAGAAUUAGAUGACUAAUUCCAAGAUCAAGAACCAAUAGAAGAAAGUUAUCCCAAACUUGCAGCAGAAUUAAAGGACUCUCCUUAAGAUUUUAAGAAUAAUUGUUUUAUAAGAUUUGCCAUUUCGCUAUAAGAAUAGAUAGAUUAGAUUCUGGAUGGGGAAGAAACUUUUUUUUUUUUUUUUUUUAAAUAAGGACUCGAUUGUUCAAUUUAAAAAUCUAUUUAGUUUUUACAAAGAGCAAACUAAAGAGAAAUUGAGUAUUUGGAAGGAACUUCGGGGUGUACAAGUGUUUCUAAAUUAAAAAGCGAUUCUUAUAAAAUAAGUUUAAUCUCUAUUCAAAAAAAAAAAUUGGAUUUUGAACCUCUAAAGAAAGAAAAUCUAUAACUUUUUAACUUUUAUUUAGCUGACUGCUAAGAUCAAGAACGCAAAGUAAUAAAUACAAGCAAUAUAAAUUAUAACAUUCCGAUUGAAAAUUCUUUGGAAUCAUUGAAAGUAGCAUUGAAGUUUUUUGUAAAAGAAAAACUGAAAGAAUUCAAACCACAUAUCAUAAUUUUUUUUUUUGAAAUUUCUAAUACCCUAAUCAAAGAUCCUUAAGUAUUUUAUAAAUUGGUUAAAUCCUUUCAUAAAAUAACCUAAGGAAGAUUAAUAAUUGUUCCUUAGAUAGAUCCAUAAUUUUAAUUUAACAAAAGUGAGAUAAUUUAGUUGUACAUUAAUUGCACUAAUAAUUGUUUUUUAGGAUGUUUAAGAAAUUAAAAUACGCAAAAAUUAGAUUAAAAUAGCAUCAUACAAUAUUAUGAGCAAUUGUACCCUUAUUUUGUUGAAGCAAAUAACUAAAAAAAAUAAUAAUAUUAUCGAAAUUAAUUAAAAUCACUCUAAAUUCAGAGAUAAUAAAUAAAUGAAAAACAAUCUAGAUAAAACCUACAAAAGGAGUUUCCUCUUAUUGACAAAGAAGGAAAUUUAGUCCUUUUGGAGUUGGGUUAAGAAUUUGAUUUUACUCAUACUUAGUAUUUUGUAGAAUAUGAUGAUAACAACAAUGGAGAAUAUGACGGAUAUAUAAUUUUUAUACAAAGCAAAAGAGUUUAAGUAGUAUAUUUUUCAGAACAAAGUCAAUCUAAAAACUCAAAACUAUCAAUUCUCAAAAUUUAUCAAUUUCCAUUACCCCAAAAUUUAAACGGUGUCUAUUUCUAUGAUUCAGAAUAAAAAGUAUUAAUUUAUUUCUUUGGUUACACUGAAACAGCUGAAUUUAGUAGUGAAAUUUAAUUUCUUGAGAUUUCAAAUUAAAUGGCUGAAUGGCAUAUAGUGAAAUAUUAACCAUAAUAAAAAAGAGUAGAUGAUGGUUCCUAUUCUAACCCUUAAUAAAUUAUCAACCUUAUUAAAUGCAGAUCAUAAUUCUCUGUUACUAAAAAUAGAAUUGACGGCUACAAUUGUAUGGAAAGCAAUUCUUAUGUUUGCAUAGGGGGUACUUAUUAUAGUGAUAAGUACAAUUAUGGCUGCAUCAUAUAGGAAGUAGUUAUUGAAUUUAAAUAAAAAGUUUAUUCUACUAAUAUCGUUGAGAAAUCAAAAAUUGAUAAAUUUUAUAAAGAAUGUCCCAACCCAUUACUAAUUAGACUGAACGAUGCUUUUGUUUUGUAUUUUGAAAAAAAUGGAAGCUUCAAUGUCAACAACAAUAAUCCUUCUAUAGUAAAAUUAUGUUUUUGGAAAUCCAGGUAACAUUUAAUUCAAAAUAACAAAAUUAACUUUAAAGAUUCUAAAACUUAACAUUGGUUUUUACAGCUCCAUCAGUAUUUAUCCUCUAAUCAUAUAAACAUAAGAAUGUGUUAAGGAGACCUGUAAGUCGAAAAUUUGUCACGUUUUAGAAUACUCAUAGAAGAAUAGUCUCAUCUAAAACAAUCGUAACUUAUUGAAAACAAAAUUACUCUAAGGAGAUACUUUAUUUUAACAGUAUCAUUUUUUUCAUUAAGAAAUGAAAUUCAUAUAGACUGCAAAUAAUUUUAAGUGAAUUCUCAUUCCUUUCUGAAAUCAAUACAAGAUUUAUAAAGGGAAGAAAGAUAAGAGUUAUAUUAAAAUUCUAUAGAAAAUUUAAAAAAUACCUUCAUCUUCCAUUACAAAGAAUAUGAUCAUUAAUAUCUCUUGUGCUAUAUUGAUGAAACUAAAAAUGUAGUGUUUAAAAGAUUUGUAUUUUAUGAUCUUAAGACAUAAGAUAAUGAUGAUUUUAGAGAUUACUAAGAACUUAUCUAUUAAGACUGGGCAUUCUCUAAAAUAUAUUUAAUUAGAAAAUAGAUAACAUUGAAUGACUGUCAAUUAAGAAUUUAUGAAUGUCACCAUAUACAUUUUUCAGAUAUUAAAGAUUCCUCAGAUGAUAUAUUACAUCAAGUUCCUAUUCAUUAAAUUUAUCUGAUUUCUGAUUUCAAGAGCACCUAUUAAUUAAUUGGAUUUCAUGUUGAAAUAAAAAACGAUGAGAAUUUCGAAGGAUUAGUAUUAACCAAUAAAAAUUAGUAUCAAAUAGUAAAUCAAAAAAAAACCAUUACUCAUACACAAACAAAGCUUAGCAAACCUUUAAAUGUUAAUACAUAAUAGAAAUUUCUUUUUCUAAAAUCCAAGUCCUCAUAUUAUCUUUUUUACAAGAAAUUACAAUUUUAACAAGCAAGCGUAAAAAAUGUCUCCCAAAAUAUAAUUGAAAUCAGAUAUUUGUUUUUGGAUUAAACUUUUUAAGUUUUAUCUGGAAAUACAUUAUUAUGUUCAUUAAAUGAACCUUUACCAAUUUUUGGGCCUUUAGAUGGUUUAAUAAAUACAAUCAAAUUAUAAGAGAAUCUCAUGGAAAUGUAAGUUUUGAUUAACUCAAACACUACGAUUUUUAAAUCAUCCAUAAUAUGUCGAGUUAAUUAAGAAACAAAUAAACUUGACCAGCUUAAUGUGAAUUCAUAAACACCUUCUAAGAAUGAAGGAUUCAAUAUGUUUCCCUCAAUCUAAUCAAAUAGAAAGAAAGGAGAUUACAUAGUUAAAUAGUCUAAGGAUCAUUCUAAAAUUUGCUGCGAAUGA
This is a messenger RNA of Paramecium tetraurelia, 3417 nucleotides long. RefSeq lists its product as uncharacterized. Lineage: Eukaryota; Ciliophora; Oligohymenophorea; Peniculida; Parameciidae. The transcript has 5 exons. The record is from RefSeq and is a predicted model, not a curated record.